Coregonus sp. 'balchen' is the source of this 21817-nucleotide messenger RNA. Lineage: Eukaryota; Metazoa; Chordata; Actinopteri; Salmoniformes; Salmonidae. The record is from the annotation of a GenBank genome assembly.
AUGAAGACAUGGAUAUUAGGAUCAGUAUUAACAUGGAUGUUCCUUCCACAUCUGAGGGGAGAUAAUUUAUUGGAAGAUGUCGACAUUCAAGCAGGUAAAUACAUUUUAUUCAUUUUUAUGUAUUGCAAUUAAUGAUAAUUAUCAACAUUGUGCCUGCGCUUUCUAACUAAUAUUACUACUGUACACAGGCCUAUAAUGUAAAUAUUGUCAUAUUAAUGCAGAUUUAUAAAGACUGGUUUUGAUGUCUGUAGCCAGCGAGGUGAAUCACGUGGUGGGUAAUAUUUAUUAUUUCCUUGAUUCCAGGCUGUAGCACAGCUUCAAAUGACCUGGUUUACAUAAUCGACGGUUCCUCCAGCGUGGGCACUCCAGACUUCGACUUGGCCAAACGAUGGCUGGUCAAUAUCACCAGCGGCUUCGACGUGAGCUCCCGUCACACCCAUGUGGGCGUGGUCCAGUACAGCGACACGCCCCGUUUGGAGAUUCCGCUGGGCAAACACCUGAGCAGCCAGGAACUGGUCGGCGCCAUCAACACCAUCGGCUACCUGGGGGGCAACACCCAGACGGGCAGGGCCAUCAAAUUUGCCACGCAGCACGUCUUCCCGUCCUCCAACCGCACGCAGCCUGCCAGGAACCGCAUUGCCGUGGUGCUGACGGACGGCCGUAGCCAGGACGACGUGGUGGACGCGGCCGUGGAGGCCAAGGCCCAGAAUAUCAUCCUGUUCGCUGUGGGCGUGGGCAACGAGAUCACCAACUCCGAGCUGGUGUCCAUGGCCAACAAGCCCCCCUCUACGUAUGUUCUCUACGCUGAGGACUACAGCGCCAUCGGUAACAUCCGAGACGCCAUGGAGCAGAAGCUGUGUGAGGGUGAGUCUAGGAUCCUGAGGGUAAUGAUAGCUUAGAUAGCUUAUUUUGAGACAUUUCCAUAAUGCACAGCGCAUGUGUCAUGAACCUCCAGGAUGAAAUAACUGUGGUCUAAGCUGACUUGCUCUGUAUGUCUCUGUCUGUCUGUCUCUCUCUCUCUCUCUCAGAAUCUGUGUGCCCCAUGCAGAUCCCUGGAACAGCCAAUGUAAAGGGAUUUGAGCUGCUGUCUAGAAUGCAGAUUGACAUGAAAGCAAAGAAAGUCCAGGGCUCGCUGAUGUCAGAGGCUUCCUACCUGCUUAGCCCCCGACUGGACCUCACCGACAGCACCAGGUAGGGGGGCCGACCAUUUAUACACACACACAUGCUCUGGCAGUAAACUCCUUACAGCUCACACACUUCUAUAUACAGUAUAACCCAUUUUUAUUGUUCCUCCAGGGCUAUCUUUCCUGAGGGUCUGCCUCCCUCCUAUGUGUUUGUGGCCACUCUGCGCCUGAAGAGCCCCACCAACCAUGUGAAGUUGGACCUGAUCAGAGUGCUCUCCCAGGACGGGCUGAAACAGUUCGCUGUGACCCUCAACGGACUGGACAAGUCUGUCACCUUCACCAGCACAACCACCAGUGUCAACAAGAAGGAACAGUGUGUCAUUUUCAAUGACAGAGGAAUUAAGGUCUAUAGAAACACACUGACAUAACGACCCCAACACCUUUGGACUGGUUUCCUGGACACAUUAAUCCUAGUGCUGGACUAAGAAGCAUAUUAAAUGGAUGGCUUAACCUGUGUCUGGGGGAACCAGCUCUUUAUGUUUUGAAGUGGUAGUUACCUACUCAGUAAGUUUUACUUUUUCUACAGAGACUCUUUGACUCAGAGUGGCACCAGCUGAAGCUGCUCGUUAAACCCAGACGUAUCAUCUGUUACCUGGACGACAUGCAGAUCGAGGAGCACCUACUAGAACCUGUAUUUCCCAUCUACAUCAACGGAAAGAUACAGGUCGCCAAGAAGGUCAAGAUGGAAGCAACUGUUCCUGUGAGUAACAAUGGGUGAUGAGCAAACUUGACGAAAUGCAAUAACCAUAUAUGUACAAAUAAUGGUUUGCUUUCAUUGUAAGGGAGCUUCUAUAUUUAGCUUAACUUUAGUUGACUAUAAUGACACAGUAACAUGGCUAUGUUCGUCUUGGAAUCCUUCUUUAGAUCGAGAUACAAAAACUCAGGCUUUACUGCGAUCCCGAGCAAAGUGAGAAAGAGACAGCGUGUGAAAUAUACUCUGUGGUGAGUGUAAUGAUACUGUAACUACGAGACUCAUCAUUUACUUCCAUAUGUCACUGACGGUUGCAGUUAAAGGCGGGGGGGCCAAAGAUAAUUUUAUCUUCAUAUCAUUAUCUCUCUCUGUGUUUAUUUCUAUACAGGAGGAUGACAGGGUGAGUUGUCUGUCUUUACAUGACAUUGUAAUUAUUACAUUACAUUUGUACACUUGUUGGGUUGUUCCUUAUAUAUUAAACUGUUUUCUGCUCCCAGUGUCCUCUGGACAGACAGCCUGCAGCAGUGGAGAGCUGUAACUGCCCUCAGGGGAAACCUGGGCCUCCUGGUCUUCCUGGGCCUAUGGUGAUAAUUAAAUCAUAAAUAAUUAAACCAUAAAUUGAUUGAGAGAUUUAUGACAAAAUAGCUCUACAAAAUGUAAACUCCAUCAGAUGGAUAACUGUAUGUAAAUCCCUACUUUAUAGCCUGUCUGUUUGAACCCUGUAGGGCUUCCGAGGUGAGAAGGGGAGGGAGGGGCCACCUGGUCCUGACGGUAAGCCUGUGAGUACUGGCUAUCUAUCUUACCUAUAUCUGAUUUCAAAACAUGAGGAUCAAUCAUACAGUAUGGUGAAUCUGAUGAUAAAUUCAAUUGUUGCUCAUUUUCCUUGUGAAGGGGAAGCCAGGUGAACGUGGAAUACCAGGAGAACCUGGGAAGAAUGGGAACAAUGUGAGUGAAUAUAUGUCACUACAAUUUCUGCAUUUGGUUGAUUAUAAUUACUGCCACUGUUUGUAAUGUUGGUUUCAUUAUUCAACUUAGGGCGAAGCGGGCAUACCAGGACAUAAGGGUGACGCAGGACUCAACGGGGCCAAAGUAAGCAUCAUGUGACCGGUUCACAAAAUACUGUAACAAAUUAUUUUCAUAUCACAUAAUUCUUUGCAUGGCUCAUCUUGCUAUAAGAUCUAAAGGCCCCAGGCCUAAACCAUGUUACUGUAGUUUUGAAAUGCCUUUGCGAUUGAGCUGAUUCAUCCUGCCUGCAGGGUGACACGGGAGCACCAGGCCUUGAAGGCAGACCUGGCCCUCCAGGACCUACAGUGAGUCAUGACCCUUUAAUAAAGUGUAAUAAUAGAGACACACACACACACACACACACACACGGCUGUGGGAGCAGCUCAGCGUAAUAGGCAGACUACUAAGCAGGUGCAAGUAGUGUAGUCAUGAAUGAUAAAAACAAAAUGCCAAUAUCCAGUUUAAUUUAGUGUCUGUAUGUACUGUAGGCGUGAUAGACAUAUUCUCAGACUACUUUAAUAACACAUUACAUACUCAAAGGGGUAGUCAGGUCUCAAAGACCAUGUAAUGGUGGCGGUGCCAAUGGACAAGGGUUUAAAAAGACUGUUUCCAUUGUAGGGACCUGAGAGACAACUUAAAUUGGAGGCCACAGGAAUUCCAGGAGAAAAGGUAAGAGACAAACUUUUUCUUAAAUAUUUUAUGGCAAUUGAAUGUAGUGCUAUAUUUUGUUGACUCUUUAAUACAGAAUACAUUUUCUCCAACAUCUUCAUAUGUACAGGGAAGUCCAGGUGAAGCAGGAGCUCAGGGACCACCAGGGGAGCAUGGACCACAUGUAAGCUUGUAUACACCUAUUAUGUAUGCUGAACUUCAUGGUCAUAUCUAUGUAAGGUGUGGAACUGUCUGGUAUUCAACAGCAUCUUCUUCAUAGCUGUAUGAGGAGUGCUAAUUAUUCUGUACUAGGGUUGGACGAUAUCUGGGGAGACCUCUUCUACGAUAUGUUACUCAAAAUAUUGCGAUAUCCGAUAUAAUCAUUUUGCGCCGUUAAUGACUAGGUAAUUGCAGACUGUGCCAUUUUUGUGCUUAUUUACGAUAUUAAAGUCACAUUCUCAUUAAAUAAUCUUAGUAUGGUGGGGGGGAAAAAAGCUUUAUUAAUUCAUUUAAACUUCAUUUUCAACAUAUAGAUACAGCCUAACUGAUAAAACGGAACAGUUUUGAUUUGUGAAGUUCAAAUAGAGGAUAGUCUUGCACAUCACGAUAUAUCGUCUUGCACUUCGUGAUAUAACUUCAGUGUCAAAUAUCACAAUAUUUAAUCAUAUGUUGGCCCAACCCUAUUCUGUACAACAAAACAUCCAAUGACAACAGUACAGUAUCAGUUUACUUGUUAGUCAGAGGGAAGUCCAGUGUUACAAUACAGCAUUUUAUAACUGAAAGGAUGUUGUUUUUCUGUGCAGGGGGACACAGGGCCAGCAGGAAAGGAUGGCUUUGUUGGACCAGCUGGAGUGAAGGUGAACUGAUAUUUCAUUUCACAUACUUUCAUAAACAAGUGACAUGGCAUAAUCUGUAGGCGAUGGCAGAUGUGACAAGCAAGGGACUGAGAGCACAGUGACAUCUUGUUAGAGAUGUUGGUCCAAGAUAGGACAAACAUAUCUGUUUUUGGAGGUUUUCAGAGGGAAUAUUUGUGGUUAAUCUUUCCUUUCCCUUUAGAGUUGGUGGUUCCAUAAGAGGAGGUUUGAAAUGUUACAGUUUCACUCAUAGUUCUAUAUAAAGAAACUUCCACAAGCUAGUCUAGGUGGCGGAAAGUCUGUAUACAGUGGGGGAAAAAAGUAUUUAGUCAGCCACCAAUUGUGCAAGUUCUCCCACUUAAAAAGAUGAGAGAGGCCUGUAAUUUUCAUCAUAGGUACACGUCAACUAUGACAGACAAAUUGAGAAUUAUUUUUUCCAGAAAAUCACAUUGCAGGAUUUUUAAUGAAUUUAUUUGCAAAUUAUGGUGGAAAAUAAGUAUUUGGUCACCUACAAACAAGCAAGAUUUCUGGCUCUCACAGACCUGUAACUUCUUCUUCAAGAGGCUCCUCUGUCCUCCACUCGUUACCUGUAUUAAUGGCACCUGUUUGAACUUGUUAUCAGUAUAAAAGACACCUGUCCACAACCUCAAACAGUCACACUCCAAACUCCACUAUGGCCAAGACCAAAGAGCUGUCAAAGGACACCAGAAACAAAAUUGUAGACCUGCACCAGGCUGGGAAGACUGAAUCUGCAAUAGGUAAGCAGCUUGGUUUGAAGAAAUCAACUGUGGGAGCAAUUAUUAGGAAAUGGAAGACAUACAAGACCACUGAUAAUCUCCCUCGAUCUGGGGCUCCACGCAAGAUCUCACCCUGUGGGGUCACAAUGAUCACAAGAACGGUGAGCAGAAAUCCCAGAACCACACGGGGGGACCUAGUGAAUGACCUGCAGAGAGCUGGGACCAAAGUAAAUAAAUAAUAAAUAAAUUGGUCAUUUAGCAGACGCUCUUAUCCAGAGCGACUUACAGGAGCAAUUAGGGUUAAGUGCCUUGCUCAAGGGAACAUCGACAGAUUUUUCACCUAGUCGGCUCGGGGAUUAGAACCAGCAACCUUUCAGUUACUGGCACAACGCUCUUAACCACUAAGCUACCUGCCGCCCCUAUGUAAGUAACAAAGCCUACCAUCAUUAACACACUACGCGGCCCGGGACUCAAAUCCUGCAGUGCCAGACGUGUCCCCCUGCUUAAGCCAGUACAUGUCCAGGCCCGUCUGAAGUUUGCUAGAGUGCAUUUGGAUGAUCCAGAAGAAGAUUGGGAGAAUGUCAUAUGGUCAGAUGAAACCAAAAUAGAACUUUUUGGUAAAAACUCAACUCGUCGUGUUUGGAGGACAAAGAAUGCUGAGUUGCAUCCAAAGAACACCAUACCUACUGUGAAGCAUGGGGGUGGAAACAUCAUGCUUUGGGGCUGUUUUUCUGCAAAGGGACCAGGACGAAUGAUCCGUGUAAAGGAAAGAAUGAAUGGGGCCAUGUAUCGUGAGAUUUUGAGUGAAAACCUCCUUCCAUCAGCAAGGGCAUUGAAGAUGAAACGUGGCUUGGUCUUUCAGCAUGACAAUGAUCCCAAAUACACCGCCCGGGCAACGAAGGAGUGGCUUCGUAAGAAGCAUUUCAAGGUCCUGGAGUGGCCUAGCCAGUCUCCAGAUCUCAACCCCAUAGAAAAUCUUUGGAGGGAGUUGAAAGUCCGUGUUGCCCAGCGACAGCCCCAAAACAUCACUGCUCUAGAGGAGAUCUGCAUGGAGGAAUGGGCCAAAAUACCAGCAACAGUGUGUGAAAACCUUGUGAAGACUUACAGAAAACGUUUGACCUGUGUCAUUGCCAACAAAGGGUAUAUAACAAAGUAUUGAGAAACCUUUGUUAUUGACCAAAUACUUAUUUUCCACCAUAAUUUGCUAAUAAAUUCAUAAAAAAUCCUACAAUGUGAUUUUCUGGAUUUUUUUUUCUCAUUUUGUCUGUCAUAGUUGACGUGUACCUAUGAUGAAAAUUACAGGCCUCUCUCAUCUUUUUAAGUGGGAGAACUUGCACAAUUGGUGGCUGACUAAAUACUUUUUUUCCCCACUGUAAGCUAUUUCUAGAGUUGAGGUGGUGGGUCUAGGAGGUAGGGAAAUUGUUAGUUCACUUGUAAACAUUGACAAUAAUAUGUUUAUUUGAUGUUCAUUGCCUUGGUUGGAUUUGAACUGUAUAUAUGUUCAGUUAUUUUUUUUUUUGUUGUGUGGAUGGGGAUAAUUUCAUUACCCCAUUUGUGGAUAAUUACUUAUUUUAGCUACACCCUAUAACCUUGUGUUUUAAUUGGAUUUUGAACUGAUGCUUUCAACUACUAUAAUGCAGGCUAUAUUCAAUGAAUACUCAUAUGCCGGUCAGUACCUAGUAAACUAGCCUUAGACUUAAGAGGUUUAUUUUUCCUGAGGGAACAUUGUGGUGUGUUCACUGGAUCUGUAGUGGAUCUAGGAGAUCCAGGGACACAAAGGAUAAUUUCAGCUUCCAGUAGUAGUAUGUGUAAGCUGUUUCCCUGCCUGGCUUGAGUUGGGGCUCCAAUAGCAGGGGUGAAUGCUGCGGAGCGGAGCGUGGCUUCUGUUCCUGCAGUCUAUUUUCAGAGCUCUGCAUCUGCCCCAGCAUCUGUUUAUCGCCCAGGGACCAUCUCCCUUCCUUUUGGAGUGGUGGAAAUUAGUGACACCCUACCAUUUACCGGCUUAUUAAACUAUGCACACUUACCCGUAAAAUAGCUUUGAUAAAGGUCUUGGCCCAUUAAGAUGUUUGUUCUUGUCUGAUAAUUGGAGAAGGAACGGUUUUGUGAGGGAUGUGACAUUUGCGCUUUGUAACCAUGAAAAGUACAAGUUAAACCUCAAACUGGUUUACUGAAAUUGUAAAACACCAGGGAUGCCACCAUUGAUUUAACUGUAAAAAUCUCCUGUACACAGAUAAUAUUUCCCUUGGUGGAGUUUCAUUAUUUUGAGUGUAGUUUGUAAUUGCAGUGAGUCACUAUGCAGGUAAUCAUGGCUAAUGGUCAUCCUAUCACUCAAAUUCAUUGAAGGAAUAAUUAUUUUUGGAACCCCUUGGCAUAUUAUCAGCUAAAUGUGUCCUAAAUAUGUAUUUUUGUAUAUAUAUACACUGCUCAAAAAAAUAAAGGGAACACUAAAAUAACACAUCCUAGAUCUGAAUGAAUGAAAUAAUCGUAUUAAAUACUUUUUUCUUUACAUUGUUGAAUGUGCUGACAACAAAAUCACACAAAAAUUAUCAAUGGAAAUCAAAUUUAUCAACCCAUAGAGGUCUGGAUUUGGAGUCACACUCAAAAUUAAAGUGGAAACCCCCACUACAGGCUGAUCCAACUUUGAUGUAAUGUCCUUAAAACAAGUCAAAAGGAGGCUCAGUAGUGUGUGUGGCCUCCACGUGCCUGUAUGACCUCCCUACAACGCCUGGGCAUGCUCCUGAUGAGGUGGCGGAUGGUCUCCUGAGGGAUCUCCUCCCAGACCUGGACUAAAGCAUCCGCCAACUCCUGGACAGUCUGUGGUGCAACGUGGCGUUGGUGGAUGGAGCGAGACAUGAUGUCCCAGAUGUGCUCAAUUGGAUUCAGGUCUGGGGAACGGGCGGGCCAGUCCAUAGCAUCAAUGCCUUCCUCUUGCAGGAACUGCUGACACACUCCAGCCACAUGAGGUCUAGCAUUGUCUUGCAUUAGGAGGAACCCAGGGCCAACCGCACCAGCAUAUGGUCUCACAAGGGGUCUGAGGAUCUCAUCUCGGUACCUAAUGGCAGUCAGGCUACCUCUGGCGAGCACAUGGAGGGCUGUGCGGCCCCCCAAAGAAAUGCCACCCCACACCAUGACUGACCCACCGCCAAACCGGUCAUGCUGGAGGAUGUUACAGGCAGCAAAACUUUCUCCACGGCGUCUCCAGACUCUGUCACGUCUGUCACAUGUGCUCAGUGUGAACCUGCUUUCAUCUGUGAAGAGCACAGGGCGCCAGUGGCGAAUUUGCCAAUCUUGGUGUUCUCUGGCAAAUGCCAAACGUCCUGUACGGUGUUGGGCUUUAAGCGCAACCCCCACCUGUGGACGUCGGGCCCUCAUACCACCCUCAUGGAGUCUGUUUCUGACCGUUUGAGCAGACACAUACACAUUUGUGGCCUGCUGGAGGUCAUUUUGCAGGGCUCUGGCAGUGCUCCUCCUGCUCCUCCUUGCACAAAGGCGGAGGUAGCAGGCCUGCUGCUGGGUUGUUGCCCUCCUACGGCCUCCUCCACGUCUCCUGAUGUACUGGCCUGUCUCCUGGUAGCGCCUCCAUGCUCUGGACACUACGCUGACAGACACAGCAAACCUUCUUGCCACAGCUCGCAUUGAUGUGCCAUCCUGGAUGAGCUGCACUACCUGAGCCACUUGUGUGGGUUGUAGACUCCGUCUCAUGCUACCACUAGAGUGAAAGCACCGCCAGCAUUCAAAGUGACCAAAACAUCAGCCAGGAAGCAUAGGAACUGAGAAGUGGUCUGUGGUCACCACCUGCAAAACCAGUCCUUUAUUGGGGGUGUCUUGCUAAUUGCCUAUAAUUUCCACCUGUUGUCUAUUCCAUUUGCACAACAGCAUGUGAAAUGUAUUGUCAAUCAGUAUUGCUUCCUAAGUGGACAGUUUGAUUUCACAGAAGUGUGAUUGACUUGGAGUUACAUUGUGUUGUUUAAGUGUUCCCUUUAUUUUUUUGAGCAGUGUAUAUUUUCCCAACCUUCCCUCUCAUUUGGAUUAGAAGCCAAGGUCCCCAAAUAACUCUUAAAGCAAAACCCCAGCUCCCCAUCCCCAGUCCCAGUCCCACCCCCAGUUCCAGCCUGCUGGAUCCAGUGCAUGAUUAGCUAACCGACUGAUGGGGGGUUUGAUGUGGUGGCCCAGAUGAAAGCCUGCUUGUCGGGUUGGGUUUUCACAGUGCGGCAUGGCGCUGCAGCAGGCUUGGCUGCUGCACUCUGUAAUCACGGCCCUGAAGCUUACAGGACACAGUGGCUGUAAAAACCAGCCACACCAUACUUUAGAUGUCGGAGAGGUUUGGUUUAACCAGCCAGCAUACAUGCCUUGACAACAAUAGGAAAAAAGGCUAUCAGUACUAGGCUACACUUGGAUCAAAAUGCUCAGAGAUGCAUGCAUAAAAUUCCCGGUAAAACUUGAAUGAAAGUUACAUGUGAGGUGAAAUCCCAUAAAGUUUUGGGUAAUUGCUAUCCUAGAUGAGUAAAAAUGGUUAUGUGGAAAAAAUGUCAUAGUUUUAAGUUACAAAUGAUUCCUGUUGUAAUUCAGAAAACAGCUUGUUGUGAGGUCCAAAUCAAAUAAGUUUUCAUGUGAUUUUUCAUGCACAGGAAGGAACAAUGUUCCACCCCAUGUGGAAUAAAGCAUUCUAUUUGACAUGGAUGUUUUGGCAAGAUUGUGCAAAGAUGAGUAUUCCGCUCUUGCUUUUGAGGCUGUGCCUUACUCUAAAGCAGGGCUCUCUAGCCCUGUUCCUGGAGAGCUAGCUUCCUGUAGGUUUUCAAUCCAACACCAGUUGUAACUAACGUGAUUCAGAUUAUCAACCAGCUAAUUAUUAGAAUCAGCAGAGAGGUAGAGGCAAAGCGAGAGGGAUAACUGGGCCCAAAAUAUGUCUUCUCCAGCUGGUGCCGUUUUUUUGUUCUUCACUCACCAAGCAAGGAGUUUUUCUAUGGAGGUCAAUGAGAGAGUGUUGAAUUUGGUUAACAAAAAACGUAAUGGCUUAUUUGCUACGUGUGUCUUAUUUGAUCGAAUAGAAGUUAAGUAAUGAUUAGGUUGUUAAGAGUGUACUGAUAUAAGUAGGACACGUGACAUCCCGGCAACUUUGAGAAAAAAACACUUUAUAUAGAAGUUGUGCCUGUUGUUUACACGCGUAUCUGCCCUUUCAUUGGCUAUAAUGUUCCCACCUGAUCUUGCCUCCUCCCGACUGCUUUCCAUUUUUGAAGACUUUUUAAAAAACAUUAUUAGAGCGGCCACUGGAGUAUCUGGUCAAUAUAAUGGAUAAUCUGUGGAAUUAAGUGCGCUAGAUUAGGAUUGGAUUGAAAACCUACAGGAAGCUAGCUUUCCAGGAACAGGGCUUGAGCCCUGCUUUAGAGUAAGGCGCAGCCUCAAAAGCAAGAGCGGAAUACUCAUCUUUGCACAAUCUUGCCUAAACAUCCAUGUCAAAUAGAAUGCUUUGUUCCACAUGGGGAGGAACAUUGUUCCUUCCUGUGCAUGAAACAUCACAAUACUUUGAAGAGAUUAGACAUCUUGGAAGAAGUACCUAAGUGACGUGGUCCUCUGUAGCUCAGCUGGUAGAGCACGGCACUUGUAACGCCAAGGUAGUGGGUUCGAUCCCCGGGACCACCCAUACACACAAAAAAAAAAUGUAUGCACGCAUGACUGUAAGUCGCUUUGGAUAAAAGCGUCUGCUAAAUGGCAUAUUAUUAUUAUUAUUAUUACUCAUGCUCAAUCAAGUUUUGACCAUGACGUGUGAUUGAUGUGAUUUACAUGAGCAUUUUCAACAGUCUUUCAGACUUUCAUUUUGCAUCACCAACAUUUAGAUAAAAAUAGACAGAUUCCGUGUAUUGACAUGAAAGGUUAUGUUGAUGGUUAAGUUGAUGACUGACUUGUGUGAGCUUCGCAAUUAACAUACAUUUAAGGUUACACAAUUAAAACACAGCUGAUUACAGAACAUGUUAAUUCUGAAUGUGAGUACAGUAAUCAAUGCUAUAUUUAAAACACACAAGACAAGAACCCAAUUCAACAUCCAACACCCUUUUUACUAAGAGUGUUCCAAAAUAGGAUUCCAGUGUCUUAAAAAUGUAACUAAUGUCUUGUAAUUUGGUGAAUCACAUGAGUAACAUUGUGAUAUAGUAUUCAUUAGUUUUUGGUGCUAUGUCAUUUGAGAUUUUGAUAAGAGUCUUUCUUGAUUUUUAUGCCUUAGCCUUUUAUGCCUUAGCCUUUUAUGCCUUUAUGUAAUUGAACAUGCAUCAUUGCAGAGAUGUAGAACACUGGACUAAUUGUAGUUAGCGUGGCUAAAACUGAAGAGCAUUCAAUACAUUUGACGGUAGAUAUGAACUCCUUUUCUAGAUAUCUCCCACACUGUGUUGGUUACAUGUUUUGAAAGCCAUAAUCAACACUUGUCAUCCUCAAUAUUUACAGCCAUUAUAAUUUUACCAAGUAUUUUCAUAAGAUCAUACAGACCUCUUAUGUUCCUAAUGAUAGGCUCUUUGUGGCACGUGUGUCUGUUUAGAUGUUCAGGAAGGCAAAGCACUUCAAAAGCAGCCCUCCGUGUGUCAGGACCUAUAAACCUCCUUUAUUGUUGAAAACCUUAUUGAGCAGCGGGUACUGUGGUUUAUAUCAUAAACCUAUGUUGGAGGUGUAUGAGUGUUUGAGAAGGAUCAUGUCUUUCUUCUCUCGUGCACUCUGUUCUACUGCUGCACUCUAUGCUCGCCUUGGAGCAUGAAUGAAAUAUGAUCACCAUAAUAGUGUGUAUGUUGUGUUAGUUAGGAUUUCGAACACAUUUUUUGUUAAGAGGGAUCUUUGAUAAGAGUGCUAGUUUUAAACCUCAGUGACGGGGUAUGGCAACCCCCAGCUUGAGGCGAUCAUCUGUCUCAAACCUCAAUGGAUAUUUUCACACGUUACAGUAGCUGUUUCAGAGUAUAUCAAGUAUGUGAAUAUCAUACUUCUGUUUUAUUCUGUUUAGGGUGAGAAAGGAGAUGUUGGGGUUCCUGGUGGUGAUGGACAGAUUGGAGUUCCGGUGAGUCAUCAUUGUUCAAAUGAAAUGUUAUUUCUAAAUAAAAGCUGGACACAUUCACUAAGCCAGUCCAUUUACUAAUCAUCCUCAUCCACUCCUAUGCAUUCUACUACCUGCUCCCUUUAAAUGAUCAUAGCAGCUAUGUUUUUCCAAUGUAACAUAUACACUAAAACCAUGGAUGGUUUAUAAAGUAACCUAAAUGACAUUAAGGACUUUUAACUCAAAAUAGUAAUGGUGUUUGCGUUGAUGUUUCUCCAAAUGUGGUGUUCAUCCAACCACAGUGUUUGCUAACUCCAGGAUCGGUAACACUUUAUUUGGAUAGUCCAUCUGUACAUGCUCUACAGACUAUCAGUAAUAUUUCAACUAACUAUCCACUAUCCAUUUUGUAUACAUCUGGCCCUUCAUUGGACACUGUGUUAACAAACCUCCAAACGAGCUUCAAUACCAUACAACACUCCUUCCGUAGCCUCCAACUGCUCUCAAACACUAGUAAAACUAAAUGCAUGCUCUUUAAUCGAACACUGCUGGCACCCGCCCGCCCGACUAGAAUCACUACUCUCGGCGGGUCUGACCUGGAGUAUGUGGACAACUACAAAUACCUAGGUGUCUGGUUAGACUGUAAACUAUCCUUCCAGACUCACAUUAAGCAUAUCCAAUCAAAAGUUAAAUCUAGAAUCAGCUUCCUAUUUCGCAACAAAGCCUCCUUCACUCAUGCUGCCAAACAUGCCCUCGUUAAACUGACUAUCCUACCGAUCCUUGACUUCGGCGAUGUCAUUUACAAAAUAGCCUCCAACACUCUACUCAGCAAAUUGGAUGUAGUCUAUCACAGUGCCAUCAGUUUUGUCACCAAAGCCCCAUAUACUAGCCCCAUAUACUACCCACCACUGUGACCUGUACGCUCUUGUUGGCUGGUCCUCACUACAUAUUCGUCGCCAAACCCACUGGCUCCAGGUCAUCUAUAAAUCACUGCUAGGCAAAUCCCAGCCUUAUCUUAGCUCAUUGGUCACCAUAACAACACCCACCCGUAGUAUGCGCCCCAGCAGGUAUAUCUCACUGGUCAUCCCCAAAACCAACACCUCCUUUGGCCGCCAUUCCUUCCAGUUGUCUGCUGCCAAUGACUGGAACGAACUGCAAAAAUCUCUGAAGCUGGAGACUCUUAACUCCCUCACUAACUUUAAGCAUCAGUUGUCAGAGCACCUUACCGAUCACUGCACCUGUACACAGCCCAUCUGAAAUUAGCCCACCCAACUACCUCAUCCCCAUAUUGUUAUUUAUUUUGCUCAUUUGCACCCCAGUAUCUCUAUUUGCACAUAAUCUCUUGCACAUCUAUCAUUCCAGUGUUAAUACUAAAUUGUAAUUAUUUUGCACUAUGGCCUAUUUAUUGCCUUACCUCCAUAACUUGCUACAUUUGCACACACUGUAUAUAUAUUUUCUGUUGUAUUUUUAACUUUAUGUUUUGUUUACCCCAUAUGUAACUCUGUGUUGUUUUUUAUCGCACUGCUUUGCUUUAUCUUGGCCAGGUCGCAGUUGUAAAUGAGAACUUGUUCUCAACUGGCUUACCUGGUUAAAUAAAGGUGAAAUAAUAAAAUAAAAAUCCCUAACCCUAACCUUAUCCCUUAUCCUAACCCUAAACUUAACCCUCUUGCCCUAACCUUUAUUCUAAACCUUACCCUAACCUUAGCAAGCGUUGCUUAUCAACAGAUGGUUUGUUGAUAGUAUGACCAUCUGUAGAGCAUCUACAGAUGGACUAUCCAACCAGGAUCCACACUUGGUGUAUAGGAAACUAUUUACACGAUUAAACAUAAGAAAAUGUCUAUGCUUAUUUGUCUAUGCUUAUUAUCAUCCGACAGAAUUUUUUAAAUACAGAUUGAUCUAGCACAUAAAAUAAUAAACAUUCUCCUGACCCUGUCCACAAAUAAAUAUUUUCAGCCACAUUUCCUCCUUGUCCACAAUGGGAGCAUGAAAACCUUGAGUAAUAUAUAGCUAAUGUUUUAGUGUGGUACUGUGGCCCCUGGCCAGAAUCUGAACCAGCUGGCAGAGGGACCACCAAUAACCACCCCCAUCUGGGUAGAAUCUAUCUUUGGGUUAAACCUUUCACUAAAAAUAAUUUUGGCCAAGUGCUAAAAAGACCUCAUAGCAUCUGUGUGUAAUCCAUACGUAGCCUACACCCACUAACUACCUUAUUCUACUAAAUAAGCUUUAGUGGUGAUCUCUAACAUCCUUAAUUCCCUUUUUCCAAACCAUAUAAAUAUUAUGAGAACCACUAUGAUGUAAUAAUCAGUCUCCUCUUUCAUAGUCUUUGGAAAGUAUUCAGACCUCUUUUUCCACAUUUUGUUACGUUACAACCUUAUUCUAAAAUGGAUUAAAUUGUUUUUUCCCCCUCAUCAAUCUACACACAAUACCCAAUAGUGACAAAGCAAAAACAGGUUUUUAGAGAUUUUUGUAAAUUUAUAAAAAAUAGAAAACUGAUACCUUAUUUACAUAAGUAUUCAGACCCUUUGCUAUGAGACUCUAAAUUGAGCUCAGGUGCAUCCUGUUUCCAUUGAUCAUCCUUGAGAUGUUUCUACAACUUGAUUGGAGUCCACCUGUGGUAAAUUCAAUUGAUUGGACAUGAUUUGGAAAGGCACACACCUGUCUGUAUAAGGUCCCACAGUUGACAGUGCAUGUCAGAGCAAAAACCAAGCCAUGAGGUGGAAGGAAUUGUCGGUAGAGCUCCGAGACAGGAUUGUGUCGAGGCACAGAUCUGGGGAAGGGUACCAAUUCCUGCAGCAUUGAAGGUCCCCAAGAACACCGUGGCCUCCAUCAUUCUUAAAUGGAAGAAGUUUGGAACCACCAAGACUCUUCCUAGAGCUGGCUGCCUGGCCAAACUGAGCAAUCGGGGGAGAAGGGCCUUGGUCAGGGAGAACUCUGUUCCAUUCAUUCCAUUCCAGCCAUUACAACGAGCGCCUUUCCUCCAAUAGCUCCUCCCACCAGCCUCCACUGCUCUCCAUUUAGUAUACAAGGUGUAUAUGAGAUCAAAUGAAUGAUUAAUGCAGAAGUACACCUAGUCCUAGAGGCUAAUCAAAAAUACUUUAGUACGUUGGCGGCUCCUCCAGUUCUCACCUCAGUACACCUCGGGACGAUCUUUCCUGUUUUGAAACUAAUUUAAAGAGACCACUAAAAGGCCACCAGGUGGAGACAGAUGAUAUAUAAACAACUAUUUGUCUUUCUAUCUGGUCUCAAUCUAAUGCAAAUGCUGGCCUUGGUUUGUUAGAGCUUGUCACAGACAACAUAUUGAAAUGAUGCCGGUCUGUUUGAGCAUGUAUACAGCAACUAAUGUGUUCACCAAAAAUAGCAAGAGGAGUUUGAUAAAUAGAGUCUGUGGUCUGGGUCUGGCGCAACAUAAAACCCUGUGGCUCAACAUGUAGCUAAUGUAGCCAGUGCCAUCGCAUGACCUCAGCCAUUCUCCAAUCAAGCUCAAUCAAAGUAUUUGAAAGAAAACAAAUACUAUUUGAACUUAGGUGUGGUGGCCAGUGCCCUCAGAUGCCCUUCAGCCAUUCUGCUGUGCCUCUCUGCCUAUAAUUACAAUGUUCCUGUUUAUGGGGAAAUCAAAUAAAAUCUAACUGGAUUGAAAAAUGAAUGAAAGUCCUAAUGAGCCAGUCAGCCAAGCCAUCCUACAGCUGUAAUUUAAAAGCCUGCAAUGCAUCAGGAGGAGUGGAACUAACAGUUUAUGUUGCGCUCUGCUAACUUUAAUCAUCAUCAUGGCUCCCUCCCUAAGUCCCAUGAGUGCCAUUACUUACUGUAGGAAAUCGGUGAAAGCUCUGACUGGGUGUAAACUAGGUGGAUAUUGUGGUCACCGCCAGCCGAGUAAACAUGUGAAAUGGAAAUAGAAAGUGGGCCUCUAAUUUCAUGUGCACAAAAUCAUCAUCAUACAGCUUUCUUCCAGUUUACAGGAUAUUUCAAGAGCAUUAAGAGACACUCAACUGUGCUGAAAUAGAGCUGUAGAAAUUAUACAUGUUUAUUGAUAUAGAUAUUUGCCUAUGUUUUUUCAUCGUUGUCCUGAGUGUGAUAUCUCUGUUUUUUGUCAUUAUCUUCAUAGGGAAUCCGAGGCCUUCCCGGGCAAAUGGGGCCUGCUGGACCUCAGGUAAUAAACAGAUCAAACUUGUCAUUUAUCAUUUUAGACAAUAUAAUCCAGUAUUUGGCCAUGUCGCCAUCAAUGACUUGAUUGGCUCAUCCUCUGUGUCAUCAUGACCUUGCCCUUCCUGCUAAGACAGCAAAUGACUAAUUCAAUAUUCAGUGUAAGAGUAACUGUAAAGACUUGUAAAGUGUGUUGAGAACAAUGUAAAAUGCAUUUUGAAUAAACUUGACUUCACCUUGUUUUUGAUAAGGGGGAGAGAGGCCCACCCGGACAAGAGGGGCUGGUUGGACCAAAAGGACCUCAGGUAGGUGACUGAUCGGACCUGAAAGUACAGUAUGCUUGAUGAUAAUUACAUAUUUUCUUCUCUUACACUAUGUUCACCCUAUUGACAAUGAAAUAAUUAUUUUGCUGCUCCAUAAUGCUCCUCUGCAAUAUUCAGAGUGAGAUCCUCCACAAAAUAGGAAUGUACAAAUGUAAGCAGGAACUGUACUGUGCAUUCAAGUUUGUCAUUGAUGAACCUCAACUAUUCACUUUGCUGCCCUCAAUUGGAAUGUCACGAUGUUGCAACUCUGUGGUUGAAUUGAACUGUGGUUCUUCUUGAGCAGCCAACUUGUUGCUUCUAUCCGACUUGUGGCUUACAUGACCACUUUAGAAGAACUGAAAAGCAAAUGAGGACAUGGGGACAAUUAUAUUGUCAUGUGAUUUCAAAUCAUUCUCACAUUCUCACCAUUUUAUUCACCAAUUGUUUUCUGUGUAUCUUUCCAUUUGUCUUGGUCCCUAUAUCAUGGUGUGAUAAAAGUAACUCUUUGUCUCACCUUUUUGAUCUAUAAUAAAGUCUAGUCCUCAGAAUUUCACAUGAUUCAAAUCACAUUAUGUUCAUGAGGUUCAUUUCAUUAUGCCUUACAAAUGAUUAUGCCAUUGUUUUAAAAACGGAAUUUUCACUCAUGUACAGGGUCUUCAGGGUCCGAUUGGUCCACCUGGAAUUUAUGGACGUGAAGGUUCAAAGGUAACCAGUGAACAUUUACAUUUUAGUCAUUUAGCAGACGCUCUUAUCCAGAGCGACUUACAGUUAGUGAGUGCAUACAUUUUCAACAAUUGCCCCUACUGUAUUUCCCCUACCCUUAGUGAGUGUGUCUGAGCUGCAUGUACUUUGUGUGUAUGUAUGUAUUCUAUUAUAUACAUGUGCUUUUUGUGAUGUAGUUUGUGUGUGUUCUGGGAGUGUUAAUGUGUUUGUUAACACGUGUCUCUACAUGUGUAGGGGGCCCAAGGUGUGCGUGGAUCAGAAGGACAUCCUGGGACACCUGGACUGAAAGUAAGUAUUUUUCAGCUGUUUGGGUAUAGGUGAAAUAUACUAUAUACAGUAUUCUAGUACUGGGGGCUGCAAAUUGUUUUUUUCCAUACAGGAUUCACCUCAGGCAGAAGACUUCGAAUUGGGAUAUCAUAUCUCUCAGCAUCAUUAUAACUCACAAUACAUAUCAUUGUUUUACUGCUGUAGGCCUAUGGUUCAUGUGCUUUUGGCCUUGUGCCAUUCAAUACUAACAAGUAGAAGUCCCCUGAGAAUAAAAUAUAAAUUACAGUACUGUACAUGGAAAGGAAAUAAGUUAUGUUCAGUGUGUGUGGCUUCAUUUCAGUGUGUGGUCCUCUGUAGCUCAAUUGGUAGAGCAUGGCGCUUGUAACGCCAGGGUAGUGGGUUCGAUCCCCGGGACCACCCAUACGUAAAAAUGUAUGCACACAUGACUGUAAGUCGCUUUGGAUAAAAGUGUCUGCUAAAUGGCAUAUUAUAUUAUAUUAUAUAUUUUGCUCUCUGUCACAAAUACAGAAUCAAACUACUUGAAUGUACAUGUAUGAUUGUUAUACAGUAGUGGAAUUGUUAUAUUUUGUUGAAGCUAUUAUAAAGAAUGGGUUUCCUGUUUAUUCUCCAGGGAGUGGAGGGAGAGCAGGGGAUUCAAGGGUUACCUGGUGACAGAGGACUGCCAGGGUUCAAAGGUCACAAGGUAAUGAAUUACAAAACUAUAAACACUUUCACAUAUGCUUGAUUCAGUAAGUGCUUACGUAUAAACGACAUUACAAAAGUAACUUAACUAGAGUAGAGUAUGGCUUUUUGGUUUAUUAAUUGUUGUUAUCAUAUGACUGACUAUAGAUAACAUGUCUGUCAUUGUUUUCAGGGGGAAACUGGCGAACCUGGUCCCAAAGGAAGCCAGGUAUAAUAUAAUACAGGAAAUCUGAAAUGUUUGUUAUAUUAUGAGCAACAGUAUUGAAUUGUGUUUUUCAUCGCCACCCUUACUCUCCUGUUUCUCCAGGGUGAGAGAGGCAACAAUGGAGUGCCUGGGAACAGUGGGGCAAACGUAUGUAGCGUUUAACCUUUCACCUCUCAACUCUGUUUAGGAGGCAUGCAUCACUGAUACUGUAACUAAAGGGUAUUCAUACUGCCUUUUAGGCCAUCCAUUUAUUUCAGUUUUUUUUAUCCUUAUGUUGUGUAUGAUUGCCACUGCAGGGAGAAGCUGGACUCAAAGGAAGCAAAGGAGAGGUGAGUUGAAUUAGUUUGAUCUGAUUCAUUUCAUCUUAGAGUUGAUGUUCUACUUCAUCCUUUCAUUUGACAUAGGUAGAAGUUCCAUUUACAAAUGUAACUUCUUGUUUGUACACUGAGUAAUUGAGAAGUCCACCUAUAUAUAUAUAGUACAGAAGGUAUAUUUUGAAGACGUACAAAUCGCACGAUUUGUCCUACCAUGCUAACACAUAGAAACAAAGUCUGAUGAAGAGAAUGGAAAUGUGUCUAGUGGUCAGUUCUGCAUAGUCGCCUCUACUCUCUCAUGAGAACCUCAUGGUCUAUGACAAGGAACAGACACAUUGCACAUAUUCAAUGAAAUUGAAAAGAUAUUGAACAGAAUGACACCAUCCUAUACAGACAUUGCUUUCAAAAAUAAAGUGAAUUCAACAGACCGCUGUCUGUUUUCGUAUUAUUGUAUGUUUGCAAACUAUCUAUAACACCAACUGAAUUAGCUGUGAUGUUGUACCCCACCAGAAAGGCCUAUCAGGAGAUACUGGAGCCAGAGGGCCGGCAGGGAGGAACGGGGACGUGGGUCUGAUGGGAGCUGCUGGGCCUCGCGGCUCUCCUGGACAAGAUGGGUUACCAGGGCAACCAGGAGAGCUGGGAUACCCAGGCAAACCUGUAAGUGGACCACAUCUUGAGUCGAAGCCAUUUGCCCGAAAAUGUCAAUAGAGUCAUUACCAGCUCAUUAACUACCAGCAUACUGAUGUGAAUGUAUUGUCUUUCAGGGGAAGCCACCAACUGAUGACCACUUGAUGAAGCUUUGCGCUAAUGUACUUCGGAGUAGGUUCCCUGCUAUUUUUAUUUUAUGCAUGAGCAUGACCAUUAUAAGUUGUAUGGAUUCUUGAAGAUUUUCGACUGUUACAAAUAAUAGACUUCAAAAUGCUAGCUAGGAAUUUAGGCAUUAGACAAUCAUCCAUUGUUUAGUUUUUUCACCAAGUGCACAUAUCCAUGCCAUUUCAAAAUAGUGACGAUGUUGGUAACUGUAGGUGUAUGCAUACAGUAGCAUUCUGUUGAGCUAUGUGAACAGCAACAUGCCCCUUGGAAACAUCUGGGGCCCGAAUGCAGCUUUCAUUUCUGCAAUUUUGAGAAAAAAACACAUCCUCUGCAAUGUACAUGGUUUCCCAAUCACUGUCUGGGCAUGAGUCAGAACAAGUUGCUAUUUUUGACACGUAACACACCUACAGUAGUCCUGAAACUAAAUAAAUAAAUAGGCUUACUGUACAUUGCAACUAUGUACUGUAUGUCAAUACAGAAACAAGACUAGCUAGAAUUGUGUGCUGUUUUCCCCUAUCCAGAUCAGCUGCCGCAGCUCCUGGCGAUGAUGGCACCAAAAAGUCAAUGUGGGCAGUGUGAGACAGUGAAGGGGCCACCUGGUGAGCAGGGCCCUGCCGGCCCCAAAGGACCCAGUGGAACACCAGGGUACCCUGGCACGCCCGGCUUACAGGGUUACCCAGGACAGCCAGGCCUGAUGGGGCCUCGUGGGCACAAAGGUAACACUGCGCUAGUGUUUGGGUCACAGGGAUUUACGGUCAAAGAACUCGACUUCUCCCUGCUGUUGGUGUGAAUUGGAAUUCCAUGGUUUUGGAUUAAGUAACCUUGCUGACUUUUUUGCUAUGCUCUUAUGUGCAGGUGAUAUUGGACCAAUGGGGUUAAAGGGGUCCAAAGGAGAUGGAGACACAGGGUUGACAGGUCCUCCCGGCCCAUCAGGUAAGAAUCCCCCACUUCUUGUUGGAAUGUUGAGUGCUGCUAUUCAUGUUUUCACAAACAAAUGUAUACCAGUCAUCUACAAUUGAAUACUGACCAACAUACUGUAUGACCAGUUGAUCAACAUACGUAGAAAUCUGUAGAUUGUCCCUGUGGAUGUCAGGGACAUGAGAUAAACAAUACCACUCUUAAUGUCUUAAUCUCCCAUCUCUGCAGGUCUCCAGGGGCCUAGAGGCAGUGACGGACACGGCAUCUCAGGGCCUCCAGGUGAACCAGGGAAGUCAGGAAUCCCUGGCAUCCCAGGGAAGCGUGGCCCUCCUGGGGCCAAUGGCGUAUGUGACCCCACCUCCUGCUACCAGGCUAUUCUCAGAGAGGAACGCUACAGCAAAGGACCCAACUUCUAGGUCUCACAAGGAAAGCAGGACAUUUUAAGUUUGACAUUUUGAGACUAACUAAGUCAAGGACUGCUCACUGAAAAAUCAAGGGCUGCUGGAGUGAGUGAGUUAACCCUUUGUUUCAUGUGGGGUGAUCCACUCAAACUUGAGGGAAAGAAACAGAGGAUAUAGGGCAACAAAGUGACGCAAAUUUGUAUCCAGCCAAACAGGGUUGUUUGACACUGUCUUCAGGCCAGGGGUGAUUCAGCGAACAGGCAGAAGUGAUAAGGACAAGUGAUGAUUAGGGAUAUUAUUACCCAUUCACUGGCGCAUAACAUCCAAGGGGCAAUGUUGUUUUUACUGUCAAUCAGUGUAGAGGAGGUAUAGAGACUUACCAUGAGAAUUGCACUGCCUUAGUUAAACUACCUCUUUGCUGGAUCCAAAGCAUUAAACAUGAUAUGGAGUGACAGGUAGCAAUUGUGAAAAAGUUUUCUCCCAAAUGAUUUACUGUAUGUUCAAGAACAACACUAGGAACAUACGACUCUGCAUCAAAGUCUUUCACUUUAAAACAACUAGCUCUUCACUACAAUGCUUUUUUAAGUAACUACUAUAUUUUGUAUAUGUUUAAAUUACUUUUAUAAGUAAUUUAUUUUCCUUUACAAUCAAGCUUGUUAGUCAUUCAUUUGCUUCACUUCUACGGGUAUAAACAUAUUUAUUGUCCUACUAGAUAGGUUUGUUACAGGUUCACAACUUCUGCAUUUUCCCCUCAGUGUUCAGUGAACCUCCUGCUGGAUGGAAACUAGCAUGUUUACUGUCAGUAUGCGUUGUCUGUCUGUAGUAACCAUGAAAAGUUUUACAUGAUUAACUUCCAUCUAUCUUAUUUUGAAAACUUUUGACAAGUUGACAUUUUAUUACCCCCGCC